GAGAACCACACCCGGCACGAUUUUUUUUUGCCCGGCUAUAAGUACCCGCGACUCUCUCUCUGCUACUACUCUCACACGUCGUGCGACAGGUCAACAGUGACAGCCUCAUCAGCCGCAACCGCCCUCGGAGCCCCUUAACGCGACAGCGACGACACAGCCUGCAGGGAUGGCCAGCUACGAGUACCAGGACUACGAGUACCAGCCGUACCUCGAGGACAUGGGCGACGCCGAGGUCGGCUGCUGCGGCGGUCACCACGGCGGUCACCACGGCGGUCACCACGGCGGCGGCCACGGCGGCGGCCACCAGAUGGUGAUCUGCAAGCAGAGCGGCUGCUGCUGCAGCGGAGGUGGCAGCGGGAAGCAGUACGGCUGCUUCCAGACUGGGAAGCAGACGUCGCAGCACCAUCACGGCUGCGGCAAGGUGGUGUCGGUGAAGCACAUCGGGGGUGGAGGAUGCGGUCAAGGCCACGGUCACGGUUACGGUCACGGCCACGGUCACGGCCACGGUCACGGCCAGGGCCUUUGGUCCAAGGGUGGCGGCGGCGACUGCGGAGGCACCAAACACGUGGUCUGUGCCCAGGUCAAGCAGUGCUUUGCUAAGAAGUGCUGAGUUGACGGUGGUUGCUGGUGAGGUCAGGUGGUGAGGUCAGG
Messenger RNA from Petromyzon marinus (sea lamprey), 651 nucleotides. NCBI's taxonomy places the organism in Eukaryota, Metazoa, Chordata, Hyperoartia, Petromyzontiformes, Petromyzontidae. The record is from RefSeq and is a predicted model, not a curated record.